AUGCACCAAGCGGGACGAAGCACAAAGGACACAAAUAACAACUGGGAACCUUCUAAAGCCAAAGAACAUUCAUUGGAGUUUGGAAAACAGGUUACAGGUGCCAUAAGGAUCACUUCCUCUUCGACAUUACAUCAAUCGACUACGGGAUUGUCUACCUCGGAACAUGAAGGUAUGAUUUAUAUAUGGGAGUGGAAGGCGGCAAGGGGAGGGAAUUAAUUACAGUUCAGGGCCGGGUUGUUCAAAACAGGGUUAAGUGAACCCAGGGUUGGUGCGAAAUUUGAAUUCAGAUAUCAAAGUUUAAAAAGCAAAAUCAGUUUUAUUCUCUUUGUCUACAGUUUGAUGACUGGAUGGCCUAAAAAGAAUAAAGAAAAUAAUCUUGGAAAAUUCUUUUGAACAAAAGAAAAAGAAAAAGAAACCCGGGUUAAAAUUUAACCAUUGUUUAGCGCUAAUCGGCCUUCGAAGUAACUGGGCCCAGGUGUCUGGUAGAGUUAUAUUUCAGCUUCAAGCGUAGCCCUGAAGAUUUAUACAGUUGUUCCUGGUUAGAUUUCUUAUGGUCAAUUUAGCUUAAAGCAAGGGCCCAGUUGUUCGUCGAAGGCCGAUUAGCGCUAACCCGGGGUUUAAAUUUUAAUCCAGGUUUCGAUAUUUUUUGUAGUAUUCAUUUUAGAGAAUCUAAUCAUCAAAUUGUACACAAUAAGAAUGAAAAUGAAUGGCUUUUUACGCUUUUUAGUCAUUUCUAAAUUUAAAGUUUGAACUAGCCCCGGUUUAUCUCAACCCAGCUUUAUUAAUCGGCCUUCCAGGAAUUAGGCCCAGGUCAAUAUCUAUUUUCAAAUCUGCUGGUUUUGAUAUGGGGAAAUGAUGUGGUCGGGAGUUUGGCCAGGGGGAGAGGGGCUGCUCAGAAAGUUUAACCCGUGGAGGUCCAACCCCUCCAACCCGUUUUUAUACCACCACUUUUGAAAGAAAAAUAGGUACCCCUUUCGUAUACCUCCUAUUGGCAAUCUGUACCCCUUUCACAUAACCAGUUAAGAAAUCUACAUUCCUUUUAACUGCUGUAAAUGCACCAUCUUUUAACUGUGAAUUAAUUGCUAAACUACCCUGCCUCCAGGGGUCUGUUCUCAAAAUACCCAAACAGGAAAUAAACUGUGAAUAGGGCAAUGAAGGUCGCGGGAAAUGUUUUACGCUGUUCAUAGAUAAUUUCCUUGCAUUCGAUUUAAACAUAUGCGUUUGUUUCUAACUGAAUCUUUACCUCUUUGUAGGAAUACCAGUAGGAUUGCUUGCUGGAGGAAUUGGCGGGGGAUUGUCAGUUUUGAUUUUGAUCGCUACUCUGUUCUUCUUAGUCCGAAUCAAACGGUAAGCCUUUAUUUCUCUUUAUUUCUCUCUUCAUGCAAGGAGCGCAGAAUGCUUGCAAUUAUUCCGAGCUGCUGAGUAGUUCCCAGUCUUCUUCGUAAGUCGCACAGCAGCGGGAGCAGGGUGUGAUGGGAAGAUAGAUUCCUCGCUUUCCUCCUUCCCAUUUAACCCGCGCUAAUACGGAGAGGUGAGUUACGACUGAUGUCGAAUCAGGGGUAGUAACGUGCACGCGCAUCUAGACUGGGACGAGUAAACGGGCCAAGGGAAAACUGGGAAAAGUUUCAUUGGUAUUUAACAAAGCGCAUUAAAUAUGACCAGAGAUAAUUCUAGGCUCCGUGAGCUCCCAGGAAAAAACUUCAUUGCACGUAAUGGCACUCUCUUAGUUUAAACAUUCAUGUCUUAUCAGUUGUGCAUUUGAUGCUGGAAAUGAAGCUAGCUGGGAAAACAAAAUUCCAUAUAAAUUUGUAUAGCACAAUCAGGCCCCUUUUAAUCUUAUCAACGUACGAGAAGCAUUGUAAGGGAAAGAGUGAGGAAAACCACGCACAACACUUCAUCGUAUUCUCUACUCCUCCAAAGAGUACUGUUUGUGCCUUUCGAUAUGCUUUUAACUAGUUAAACUAAUCAUUACUCUAACCCGGGAUCCUAGCGGCACUUACUUUCCUAAAGAGUACCCCCGGUGUCACAGUGAUAUGGGCAUCCCCGCGUUUUGGGCAUCCCUAUUCCCAAAACGCGAGGGUGCCCAUAUCCGCUGCGAAAUCGGGCUCCAAACUCGUUCUCGGGGCCUUUGCCGUCGAGAUAAAAACCCUGCGAACGAGGCUGGUUGUCCAAAAAAAAAAAGAAGAAGAAGAAAAAAAAAACUUUUUAGUCAAUUCCAAGAAGAACCCCUCCUUGGGCUUAAAUUCCCACCGUAUUUUCUUUCAGACGCAAAACAGGUGGUUUGAUAGUCGCCCAAAGCAACACGGAUACUUCCUUUGACAACCUUGGUUUCACCGGAGGGCGCAAAAUCUCUGAGUACAUGGAUCUAACAGACUUGGAACUGGUGAGAGUCAAAGUCACUAACUCAGUUAAGCGAAAAAUAUCGGCGUUCACCAAAGAGGACCAGAAGACACGGGAGGUGUCGUGUGGACGGUUAGACCUGGUGGAGGUCCCUGCUAACACUGAUAUCGACAGUGACGUACUGUUAACAACUUGGGUUUGA
Molecule: messenger RNA, 2542 nt
Organism: Porites lobata
Lineage: Eukaryota; Metazoa; Cnidaria; Anthozoa; Scleractinia; Poritidae
Source: the annotation of a GenBank genome assembly